UCAAGAUAAAUAAAAUCAACUGAUUUUCAAAAAUAAUUAAAUUAUAAUACAAUUUAUUGCACAAAAAUAAUUCAAGAGUAUUAAACCGGCGUAUUAGGAGUGCUAUGACAUAAAAUUAUUUAAAUAAGGCAACUAAAUACGCAAAAUCGUAUGCAAACACAAUAAUAGCAAUGAAUUGGAUAUCAACACCUUUAGGCAUUCAUAUCCUUUUAAACUUAAAUGGAAAACAUGCGGGGAAAUGUUUUAAGGUAUUUGAUAAGGUCAGCAAAGUUCUCAUACAUAAAAAAGAAUUUCUUAUAAAAAAUAAACUAUUCCAGUUUGUGUCAGAUGGCAAGAAAUUUUUACUGGACACAAAAAGUCAAUUUAAUCUCGAAAAGGAAAUAUUUACAAGUUCUCAAGAGUCUUCUGCUGCUGUGAAAAAUUGGAUAAAUCAAUAUGGAGAUUUUCAAUUUGAACCAGAGAAAUAUAAUUAUCCUGAGGCUAAAGCCCUCUUAACUAAUGUUUGUAUGUAUAAGGGUGCCUGGAAAAGUUCAAUGGUUAAAGUGCACAAUUCAUUUAGUUAUACUGAAGAUAUUAAAUAUGAAGUUAGGAUGCUUGUAGUGAGCAUAUGCGAUGAUGUCUCAUUUGCAAUUGUGGUGCCGAACGAGACAGACGUGUUAUGUCACCUGGUGCAGAAAUUGCAUGAGGAAGGCUUGUCCGCUGCAUUGACAACCAUACAGCCAGCUUUCACUGCGACAUGCAAACAAAAUUUACCAACUUUUCAGUUUAACUCAAGCAUUGUUUUAAGGGUCCCUCCGGAUGCCAAGACAACAAUAUCACAAUAUGGCUGUGUUACAGUGGAUCAAACUGGAAUUGAUAUCAAAGUUUUAUCUUGUUUACUCGUUGGCAAAGGAAGUAAUUUUGAUAGUAACUGUCCGCAGAUUUCCAAUGAUUGUUUCAGUUUUGCACUUAUAUAUAAAGAUUGGCCAAUUUUUACUGGUCAAGUGUUACCUUAGGUAUUUAAAUAUCGACCAGCAUUAUAUUGUUACUGUAUAUUAAAAGAUUUCUGUACAACUUACUACCGCACCUAGAGUUCUUAAUUAGUCAAAGAGGACUGUACAUUUCUCG
Messenger RNA from Papilio xuthus (Asian swallowtail), 1107 nucleotides. RefSeq lists its product as uncharacterized. The transcript has 8 exons. The coding region runs from base 171 to 995 and encodes 274 amino acids. NCBI's taxonomy places the organism in Eukaryota, Metazoa, Arthropoda, Insecta, Lepidoptera, Papilionidae. The record is from RefSeq and is a predicted model, not a curated record.